Molecule: messenger RNA, 2069 nt
Organism: Sinocyclocheilus grahami
Lineage: Eukaryota; Metazoa; Chordata; Actinopteri; Cypriniformes; Cyprinidae
Product: malonyl-CoA decarboxylase, mitochondrial-like
Exons: 5
Coding region: 1-978 (325 amino acids)
Biological process (GO): acetyl-CoA biosynthetic process; malonyl-CoA catabolic process; fatty acid biosynthetic process
Cellular component (GO): mitochondrial matrix; peroxisomal matrix
Molecular function (GO): malonyl-CoA decarboxylase activity
Source: RefSeq, a predicted model, not a curated record
AUGACAGAUGAUCUGAACAGCACUCUGAAGAGUCUUCUGUCAGAAUGGUUCUCCGUUGGGUUACUCCGACUCGAAAGAAUCACUUGGCAGUCCCCAUGCGAGAUCCUUCAGAAGAUCAGCCAGUACGAGGCAGUCCAUCCUGUGCGGAACUGGACGGAUAUCAAACGCAGAGUGGGGCCAUACCGGAGAUGUUACGCCUUCACCCACGCCUCCAUGCCUGGAGAACCACUGGUGGUGCUGCACGUUGCCUUAACUGAAGACAUAGCAAAUAAUAUCCAGGGAAUUGUAAGAGAGUUUUCCACUCUAGACACGGAUGAGGAUGUGAACAAGAUCAAUGCGGCCAUCUUCUACUCCAUCUCCUCCACUCAGGCUGGAUUGCAGGGGGUGGAGCUUGGAAAUUACCUCAUCAAGAGGGUGGUCCGAGAACUGCAGAGUGAAUUUCCUCACAUGGCCCAGUUCUCCAGUCUGUCUCCCAUCCCUGGUUUCUUCUUAUGGCUACAAGGGGCUCUCGGACAGCACAAGAAGGAGGGACGUGCCAUAGAGCUCCUGUCUGAGCAGGAGUGGAGGGAGGUGGAGGAUGUGACGGGAGCCGCCCCUGGUGCCCCAGCUCUGGAGGCCCUGCGCAGGCUCAUCAGCACCAGCGAGUGGAUCCGCUCCGACCGCCUGAUCCGUGCUCUGGAACCUGCCCUAAUGCGGCUCUGCGCCUGGUACCUGUACGGAGAGAAACGCCGGGGCUACGCCCUAAACCCUGUGGCCAACUUCCAUCUUCAGAACGGCGCCACCAUGUGGAGGCUGAACUGGCAAGCGGACACAAGCCCACGAGGAAUUGCCAACUCUUGCGGCAUAAUGGUAAAUUAUCGCUACUUUUUAGAUGAGACCAGCACAAACAGCGCCGCCUACCUGCAGAAUAAAGUCAUCAAGGCUUCGGAGCAGGUGAUGGGCCUGGUGUCACAAUUCCAGAAGAACAGCAAACUCUGAUUCAAAUCUGUGGCUCUGCAUUGGGACAAAAUGUGUUGGCACUCAAAAUCAGUGUUAUAAUUUUUUACAUUUUUGAUAACUCUGAUCUGCACAGGGUGGACAAACACAAUGAGGGUUAAACAAGCCUUAUAUGGAUCUAUGACUGAAACCAGCAUGUCAUAUUUCAUUGUUAGUUCAGAAAUGGACAGUUGUACUCUGCCUUUCUGAAAGAUAAUAAUCCAAUAAAUCCAAUUUUAAAGGCAUAGUUCACCCAAAAAUUAAAAUUGUCAUCAUAUACUCACCCUCAAGUUGGUCCAAACCUGUAUAAUUUUUUUUCUUUUUUAGAGAAUCGUCCUGCAGCUUUUUCAUCCAGCAGUAGUUCACAAUGGCAACAUAAUGUCAUAGAUACAACAUUAAAAGUUUUAAAGUAGUCCAACUUUUUGUGAAGAAUAAAUUGAAAUGUAAAUCAUUUUUUGCUCUCAAAUUGUUCAUGCAAAUCACUUAUGGCUCAGAUUUGAUGUCAUUACAUGCAAGAACCAAUGACAUUUGAUGCUAUUGAUGUCCAACCUGCAUAUUUGAUUUGUAAGAAAUAGUCACUUAAAUAGCUUGUUUUAUAAUAUUAAGCUAUCUUAAGAAUACUUUUUAGUUAUACAGACCAAUUUCUUUUUGGAAAUUGACACACUGUGAUCACUACUGUUGUAUAUGUUGUAAAUAUAUACAACUUUAUUUUGAGACGGCUGUCACUGAAAAUGACAAAUUGCAGUUUAGUAAGCGAGUCAGAAGUUUAUUCAGUAUUCUGAAAGAUUCAGAGUUCAUUCGGUGAUGGAACUGUCUGACUUAAUUCCGUAACUCGGACUGUAUUUGAGUGAGUUUUUUUUAAAAGAGCCAGUUUUUAAGAGUCAUUUGCUCAUGAAUCAGCAUUUGUUCAGAAAUCAAGAUACUCUCUGUAUUUUUGUAAUUUUUGCUUGGAACAGAACUAGAGAGAAAGAUACAUUUUCUCGCCAUUAUUUUGCGGUACACGUGGAUAUGGGAUUUUGGGAUCUGAUGUAAAAAAAUGAUUAAAUAUACAAUUCAACUAUAAAACAUAAUACAUAAAAUACAUAUAAAACAUU